This is a messenger RNA of Microthlaspi erraticum, 522 nucleotides long. Lineage: Eukaryota; Viridiplantae; Streptophyta; Magnoliopsida; Brassicales; Brassicaceae. The record is from the annotation of a GenBank genome assembly.
AUGUACACCAUUGAGUUCCAAAAGAGAGGUCUGCCACACGCACACAUUCUGCUGUUCAUGGAUCAAAAAUGCAAGUUUUCAACAGCUGAUGACAUUGACAAGAUCAUAUCAGCAGAGAUACCAGAUAAGAUAGAGGAGCCUGACCUAUAUGAGGUUGUUAAAGAAAUGAUGAUUCAUGGACCCUGCGGACAUGCUAACCUCAAUUCACCGUGUAUGGAGGAUGGAUCUGAUCGAGUAGUUGUGGCCGUGGAGCCUCCAGAAGUAGCUGCGGUGAACGAGGGAAGCAGAGCAAAUGUAGCAGCGCCAAAUGCUGCUAACAGGGAUGGAGCACAUACCGUUAAAGAUGCUAAUGCUCAGAAGAAGAACGAGAUUAAAGAAUUUUUUGACUGCCGAUUUGUCGGAGCUUUUGAAGCUGUCUGGAGAAUUUUCAAGUACAACAUACAUUGGAGAUCCGUAGGUGUUGAGAAACUCACAUUCCACCUAGAGGGAAAACAGCUGAUAACUUUUCAAAGGCAAGGAUAA